AUGGCAACUUAUAAAGAAAAAUGGGGCUUCCCCAUGUGUGCGGGAGCCAUAGAUGGAACUCAUGUCCCGAUAAAGGUCCCCUCACAAAACCACACGGACUACGUAAAUCGAAAGUCUUAUCACAGUAUUAUCAUGCAGGCUUUAGUGGACUCACGGGACAUUGUAGUUGGCUGGUCCGGAAGCGUGCAUGACGCACAUGUGUUGUCGAAUUCCGAAACAUAUAAACUGGGGAAUGAUGGUGCCCUCUUUCCUGAUUUCAAAGAGACCAUACUAGGCCAGGAUAUCUAUCCAUGUAUACUUGGCGAUCCAGCAUAUUCUUUGUUACCUUGGUUGCUGAAGCCAUUUCUGGAAAAUCAGAACACCCCAAGAAAGCAUCGACGUCUCAAUUGCCGCCUCAGUCGUCCCAGAAUGACCGUUGAAGACACAUUCGGACGUUGGAAAGGUCGUUUUCCUAGAUUUUCAAAGCGCAUUGACAUGAAGGUUGAGGAUGUUAUUCAUCUAGUGGCCGCCUCAUGUAUAUUACAUAAUAAAUUUGAGCUGAGAAGAGAUCCACUGCUCAACGAAUGGUUUGAACAAGCUCAAGACAGGUCCUACCCUCAGCCAGAAGAUGGAAAUGUGCCAUUCAGAAUGAAUGCCCGAGAGAGGGCUGAUGCAUCAGAUACCCGCAACAUAUUGGCCAACUUUUUUAUGACAGAGGAAGGAAGACAAAUCGGUUCAGGAGCUGAUAGCAAUUGA
Molecule: messenger RNA, 735 nt
Organism: Pocillopora damicornis (cauliflower coral)
Lineage: Eukaryota; Metazoa; Cnidaria; Anthozoa; Scleractinia; Pocilloporidae
Product: putative nuclease HARBI1
Source: RefSeq, a predicted model, not a curated record